Molecule: messenger RNA, 1403 nt
Organism: Papaver somniferum (opium poppy)
Lineage: Eukaryota; Viridiplantae; Streptophyta; Magnoliopsida; Ranunculales; Papaveraceae
Product: hydroxyacylglutathione hydrolase 2, mitochondrial-like
Exons: 8
Coding region: 108-1088 (326 amino acids)
Molecular function (GO): hydroxyacylglutathione hydrolase activity
Source: RefSeq, a predicted model, not a curated record
GGUGGCAAACCAGAAAAAGAAAUAGAAAAAAAAAUCUAUCUUUGUUUCUCACAUUUCAUUCAUUCUACACUUGGCUCUAGAAAUUCUUUCUCCACUCUUAAGCGAAGAUGUUCUGUAAAGCGUCUUCCGCUGUUGCCUCUUUGCAGUGCGUUAGGGUGAAAGAUCUUCGUUUAUGGCCCAAAAUGAGACAAAAUAGCUUCAGAAGGCGUUUGUUGUAUGGAUUUGGGAGCUUCUUGUCAAGACCGUUGAAAACCUUGCGUGCAGUUAGUCAUUCACAUAAAGUCGGUCAAUAUUUAUGUAGCAUCGCCAGUAUGGCAUCUACAUUACAGAUUGAACUGGUACCAUGCCUCAAGGACAACUAUGCAUAUCUUUUGCAUGACGUAGGUACGGGUACUGUUGGAGUAGUAGAUCCUUCCGAAGCUACGCCUGUAAUAGAUGCAUUGAAUAGGACAAAUCGGAAUCUAACAUAUAUUCUCAACACACAUCACCAUUUUGAUCACACUGGUGGGAAUUUGGAGCUGAAAGAAAGGUAUGGUGCAAAGAUAAUUGGUGCAAGUGCAGACAGCGAUAGAAUUCCUGGAAUUGAUAUAGCUUUGAAGGACGGAGACAAGUGGAUGUUCGCAGGCCACGAGGUGGUUGUAAUGGAAACCCCUGGUCACACAGUAGGUCAUGUUAGCUACUAUUUUCCAGGAUCUGGUGCCAUAUUUACAGGAGACACUUUGUUUAGCUUGUCAUGUGGCAAGCUUUUCGAAGGAACACCUGAGCAGAUGUUCACAUCUCUUGGAAAAAUCAUGUCUUUGCCAGAUAACACAAACAUAUACUGCGGACAUGAAUACACUUCAAGUAAUUCGAAAUUCGCUCUGUCCGUAGAGCCCAAGAACGUGGCUCUUCAGUCCUAUGCUGCCCAAGUGGCCAAGCUCCGAAGUAAAGGCUUGCCCACGAUUCCAACUACACUGAAGACAGAGAAAUCAUGUAAUCCAUUCUUGCGCACAACAAGUCCGGAAAUCAGGCAGUUGUUGAAAAUUCCAAACACCGCAAAUGAUGCUGAAGCCUUGGGAGUCAUCCGCAAAGCAAAAGAUAACUUUUAGGUUUCUUUUAUCAGGUUGUUUUAAAAUCAGUCUAUACGGGAAGUGCAACACAGGGCAAAAACAAAACACCAGUGAUACAUCCUGUACAAAAGGUAAAAUGAUAAUGACGACAAUGACCAACAUGUCAAUAAAUUUCCACAAUGAAAAAAGGAAUUAUGUUUUCGAAUGGUUCAUGCACAUUUUGCUUGUAAUGUAUGUUCCCAUGGUAUCUCCCAUGAAUAUAUAUAAAUGGUUCAAGUAUCUGCAGGCAGAGUCUGCGUUCGAUUUUUGUCUAAAUAUGAAUGAGAAUUACAUCUGAUCUUUGAAUGAUUGUUA